AUGUUGAUUUUGUCUGUUUUGUUAAAACCUAUAAAGUUUCAACCCCAAUUGAUCGGUUUCAAAAAAUAUUUGAAUGUCAAACGUUUGAAUGAUGGAAAUAAGUCAUAUGGUGAUUUUGAAUAUGGUGUUGAUUAUCCUGUUGAAUGUCAUGUUGAAUGUGACAUCGAUGAAUGUGCGGAGGGUGAUCCAUGUGGUUUCAAUACGAACUGUACGAACACAAACGGUUCUUACACGUGCGAGUGUUUAUUUGGGUUUGAAGGGAAUGGAACAAAUUGCACAGAUAUCAACGAAUGUGAACGAGAUGCUCCGUGUCAUACAAAUGCAACUUGCACAAACGUGGAUGGAUCAUACUAUUGCGCUUGCAAAGCAAACUUCAGUGGAGAUGGCUUCUUUUGUGAAGUGUUGACGUGCAAAGUGGAAGCCAUAUACUAUGCAACAACCGAUGCUAUCAAAGGCGUAUUCUCUGACGGUAACACAACAGUGACCAUAUUAUCCGCAACCAACGUGAAACUAAAUUAUGAUUCUGGGACUAAAAGACUCCUCUACUACGAUGGCACCAGUCUUAUCACAGUUAAAUUGGACGGAAGAAAUAUAACGAAGCUUAGUCCAACCGAUAUUGCUAAUGUUGUCGACUUGGAUAGUGAUCCAGAUAACAGUUCCCUUGUGUUUGCUGACGCCAACAAAGGAGACAUUGUUCGCUAUUUUCUCGACAAAGACACAAAUGAAGUUGUUUACCACAACGACACAUCACCAAAAUACCUGACAGUUGAUCCUCAAUAUGAAGUUAUUUAUUGGAUUGAUUAUAUCGUUCCUAGUGAUAGUUAUUCUCUUAUGAAAACAUAUUUCAAUGGUUCAACGUCUGAAGUCAAGUUCUACCCUGGUACAACAAGUUCAGUAAACGUUGCAAUAGGGAAAGAUAAUUUCUAUGUAAUGGAUAGCACAAGGAAACGUAUAGAUGUGUUUGACAGACCCAAUGCUACUUUCCAAUAUUCAUUUUUUCUCAGUGAUUCACCACAAGAAAUAACUGUUGUUGAAGAUUUGGAUGAAUGUUGUAUUGGUGGAUAUUGUCAUGAUAAUGCAACGUGUACAAACACACCAGGAAGUUAUUUCUGCACAUGCAAGGAAGGCUAUACUGGGAUAGGAACUAAUUGUGAAGAAAUCAAUGCAUGUCAAACAAAUCCUUGUGAUGUAAAUGCAAAUUGUACCAAUAUCGAUGGUUCAUACAAUUGUACUUGUCACAUGGGCUAUGAAGGCAAUGGUUAUAACUAUAUCAAUGAAUGUCAAACCAAUCCUUGUGGUGUAAAUGCAAAUUGUACUAAUACUGAUAAAAUCAAUGCAUGUCAAACAAAUCCUUGUGAUGUAAAUGCAAAUUGUACCAAUAUCGAUGGUUCGUACAAUUGUACGUGUCACAUGGGCUAUGAAGAAAUCAAUGCAUGUCAAACAAAUCCUUGUGAUGUAAAUGCAAAUUGUACCAAUAUCGAUGGUUCGUACAAUUGUACGUGUCACAUGGGCUAUGAAGAAAUCAAUGCAUGUCAAACAAAUCCUUGUGAUGUAAAUGCAAAUUGUACCAAUAUCGAUGGUUCGUACAAUUGUACGUGUCACAUGGGCUAUGAAGAAAUCAAUGCAUGUCAAACAAAUCCUUGUGAUGUAAAUGCAAAUUGUACCAAUAUCGAUGGUUCAUACAAUUGUACUUGUCACAUGGGCUAUGAAGGCAAUGGUUAUAACUAUAUCAAUGAAUGUCAAACCAAUCCUUGUGGUGUAAAUGCAAAUUGUACUAAUACUGAUAAAAUCAAUGCAUGUCAAACAAAUCCUUGUGAUGUAAAUGCAAAUUGUACCAAUAUCGAUGUUUCGUACAAUUGUACUUGUCACAUGGGCUAUGAAGAAAUCAAUGCAUGUCAAACAAAUCCUUGUGAUGUAAAUGCAAAUUGUACCAAUAUCGAUGGUUCGUACAAUUGUACUUGUCACAUGGGCUAUGAAGGCAGUGGUUAUAACUGUACAGAUAUCAAUGAAUGUGAAACAAAUCCUUGUGGUGUAAAUGCAGAUUGCACUAAUACUGAUGAAUUUUUUGGGGGGAAAAGUAUAGAAAAAGAUUACUAUACAGAUUAUCGAAAUCAAACUGAAGAUAAUUCUUGCCAACGUUAUCUGUAA
Dendronephthya gigantea is the source of this 2148-nucleotide messenger RNA. RefSeq names its product cubilin-like. The coding region runs from base 1 to 2148 and encodes 715 amino acids. Gene Ontology annotation, molecular function: calcium ion binding. NCBI's taxonomy places the organism in Eukaryota, Metazoa, Cnidaria, Anthozoa, Malacalcyonacea, Nephtheidae. The record is from RefSeq and is a predicted model, not a curated record. The transcript has 18 exons.